UCGCGGACCGCCGGGCCGCGCGAAGAUGGCGCAGGAGGCCGGCGACAUGGAAGAUGGGCAGCUUUCCGACUCGGAUUCCGACAUGACGGUGGCACCCAGCGACAGGCCGCUGCAGGUGCCGAAAGCAUUAGGUGGGGACUGUGCAGUGAGGCCCUUCCAGGGUACUGCAACAGUGUGUGCUCCAGUAUCACAUUAUCGGACUGUUAAGAGCGUGGAUUCAAGUGAAGAGAGUUUUUCGGAUUCAGAUGAUGAUAGCUCUCUCUGGAAACGCAAACGACAGAAAUGUUUUAACACUCCUCCCAAACCAGAGCCUUUUCAGUUUGGCCAGAGCAGCCAGAAAUCGUCUAGUGCUGGUGGGAAGAAGGUUAACAACAUAUGGGGUGCUGUGCUGCAGGAACAGAAUCAAGAUGCAGUGGCCACUGAACUUGGUAUCUUGGGAAUGGAGGGCACUAUUGAUAGAAGCAGACAAUCCGAGACCUACAAUUACUUGCUUGCUAAGAAACUUAAGAGGGAAUCUCAAGAACAUACAAAAGAAUUAGACAAAGAGCUAGAUGAAUAUAUGCAUGAUGGCAAAAAAUUGGAAUCAAAGGAGGAGGAAAAUGGGCAAGGUCAUCUCAAAAGGAAACGACCUGUCAAAGACAGACUAGGAGACAGACUAGAAAUGAACUAUAAAGGCCGAUAUGAGAUCACAGAGGACGAUUCUCAAGAGAAAGUGGCUGAUGAAAUUUCUUUCAGGUUACAGGAACCAAAGAAAGAUUUGAUAGCCCGAGUAGUGAGGAUAAUUGGGAACAAAAAGGCAAUUGAGCUUCUGAUGGAAACUGCUGAAGUUGAACAAAAUGGUGGCCUUUUUAUAAUGAAUGGUAGUCGAAGAAGAACACCAGGUGGAGUUUUCUUGAAUCUUCUGAAAAACACUCCUAGUAUCAGUGAGGAACAAAUUAAGGACAUUUUCUACAUUGAAAAUCAAAAGGAAUAUGAAAAUAAAAAGGCUGCUAGGAAGAGAAGAACACAGGUGUUGGGAAAAAAGAUGAAACAAGCUAUUAAAAGCCUAAAUUUUCAAGAAGAUGAUGAUACAUCACGAGAGACUUUUGCAAGUGACACAAAUGAGGCCCUGGCCUCUCUUGAUGAAUCACAGGAAGGACAUGGAGAAACAAAGUUGGAUGCAGAGGAAGCCAUUGAGGUUGAUCAUUCGCACGAUUUGGACAUCUUUUAGUACAUUUUGAGGAAUAAGCCUCUCUAAGAUAACAUUGUAAUAAACCAUUUCUACUGAGAUUGCUUUAUUUUACUUUGCACUGAUAAACACAAAAAUCUGGAGAAAACUGUUGUCUUGUUUUAAAUAAAAUUGAGUAUGUGGGAAAUGAAUGUGAUAAGAACAUUUAAAACUUUCUCAUGUCUGACAAAAUACUUAAAAGUAUAUAGCAGAGGAUUUAAUUUCUGUCUGUUGCAUGUGCUAAUUAUUACUAGUUGAUAAUCAGUUUUGUCCAGGUCAAUAUAACAUAGCACUCAAAAGUUUAUUUUCUUUUUCUGAUUUAUCUUUGCACUGAAUUAUGAUUGGUUUCACAACAUUCCAUUAAAAGAUCCUAAGACAAAUUGUUAAGCUAUUACAAAUGCAUUCAAAUUUAGUUUUUCUGUGUUCUAAGAACUCUUAGGCAGUUUUAAUGAUAGAGACUAAAAAUAGGUUUAUACUAGUGGCUCUUCCCACUUACUUGUUUGUCCAGAAGUAAAUAAACAUCAGAAGCUUUUCAAAGAAGUAUCUGUUCUUAACUUUAUCUUUGUUUUGACCUCAGGCAUAUAUUAAAUACUGAAUAUGAUCUGUACCUGCAUAGUUACCAUAACAUUUAGAAAAUUCCCGGUGGCAGCCUGCCUAAGACUUUUACCUUAUGUUAAGAAGUUAGGUAUUAAAAAUGUUUCAUCUGCAUGAUGUUUAAAAUUAUUCAUUUUUAUUUAAGGAAAUAAAGUUAGUUUGCCUAAGAUGUUCCAAGAGUUGAUUAGAAUUUACAAAAUAGAUUAAGCAAAAAUACAUGGGAAGCAGUUAUUAACUGUUCUUUGCAGCAGUGUACUUGAAGUCAUUCAGUAGUUUCUGAAAUACAUGAUCAUUGAAGUUGGAGCUAAGUAUCUAGGCAGGGAAAGAAGAGGAAAAUGGUAAUGGGUUACUUUUUAUUCAUAAAGAAUGCAAAAAUAAAAUUGGAAUUCUGGCAGUC
Molecule: messenger RNA, 2198 nt
Organism: Hippopotamus amphibius kiboko
Lineage: Eukaryota; Metazoa; Chordata; Mammalia; Artiodactyla; Hippopotamidae
Gene: PHAX
Product: phosphorylated adaptor for RNA export
Exons: 5
Coding region: 26-1210 (394 amino acids)
Biological process (GO): snRNA export from nucleus
Cellular component (GO): nucleus
Source: RefSeq, a predicted model, not a curated record